This is a messenger RNA of Drosophila sechellia, 2498 nucleotides long. Its product is annotated as leukocyte receptor cluster member 8 homolog. The coding region runs from base 1636 to 2454 and encodes 272 amino acids. The record is from RefSeq and is a predicted model, not a curated record. Lineage: Eukaryota; Metazoa; Arthropoda; Insecta; Diptera; Drosophilidae. The transcript is spliced from 3 exons.
ACGAUAAGUCUUUUUCGCAUGCGUCAAUCCUAAACAUAUACGUUCCCAUCUCCCAUCAUUCUAAGCAAACCAAUGUACUCAGUUGAUUCAUAAGGUUUCUAGAUGACUGCCUCGCUUUCGGGACAUUUCUGAGUGAGUCAGAGCAGAGCUCGAAACUCAGACUCAGAGAAGUGCUCCAGCUCACAUUAGCACUGUGUUAUCAGCUAUCAGUGCGCUAAAUAAUAAGUCAUUGCCGAAUGAAAACAUUGUAAGUAAACACACUCGAUUGCAAUUGCCUCAACUAUGUGUGUUUCCAUCCACUCUGCCCCACUUGGAAGGGGGUUUGCUGUGGGGAACUGGAACGAAUGCCUGACUAAUUGCGAAAUGUUUGCCGGGAAGACUUCCCAGGAAUUCUCGCAGAGACCGGCAGACACGUCCCAGUCGUUGGAGCCGAGCUCGCCGUGAUUCGAUGUUUGUCACAUAAUUGUUUAAUUGCACGUAGGACAGAUGGAAGUGGAUAGCGAUCAUGUCGGAAACCAUAUAAGAAUACAUCACCCAAUGGGCACUUUAGCCCCUUUGACAAACCAACCAUCGCCUAAGAUUAUGCUACGUCUAUUUAAGGUAUCCACAAGUGGGAGGGCAGGUGGGCGCAGAUCUCAGACUGUUUGGGAUCCAAUUGGCACGUUUCUACAUGCCAAAGUUGACUGGGUGGCGGGGCAAGCCUACAGAUACUUUCCUGAUUAGAUAAACUAGCUGGGGGAUAUUGAUAAAAAUACAAACAUUUCUGAGUAAUGAAUUGAACCGUAAAUAUUAAUGAGUGCGUAGUAAUUAUAAUUAUACUUUGCUGAAUAUCCCUGUAAUAACAAGGUUUCUCCCUGAACCUGACUACUAUGAAGUCAUUGACUUUCUGUUCCCUGGGGGAGUCGCUUUUGUCGGCCUGAUCCACGCGUUCUUUAAUCCCCAUUCAGCGGGCCAAUAGAGUGGGGAACUGGUUUCCCGAUCCAGAAAUACUCCACCGGGUGAUGUAACAGAGAACUCCACUUUUUGUGGUAUCAGACGACUCGUAAACAUGUCUACGACACACGACCUAUAACGGAACCCAAAACCAUGAGUCCCACCCGAACGAAAAACUUGCUAGCCCAUUAAUCGCACACCGAAAGAAAUAGUCGAGCAUUAAGAAUUGGAAUCCAAGAGGCAGAAGCUGAUUUGCUUUCGAGCGGGAAGGAAACAAGUUAAGAUAAGUUCUAAAGAAGGAAAUUUAGCGAUAAUAAAAUAAGUUCAAGGGCACAUAUGUACAUAUAUCCAAAGAAUUUGUUGCCUUUGCUUUGUCAAGAGCUUUGCUCAAUGUUUUUUCUUCAGUGGCUCAUAGCCCAUCUUCAUCUGCAUACAAAUGACGUCAUAUAUCAAGUAGCAAUAUCGCGGGAUAUUGAACUCAUCGAAUUCAUUUGGGAAAAUGCAGGGCUGGCAGAACGAUCAUGGAAGUGGAAUGAGAAGUGGAAAGAUCCCACAAAGCCCCUACAACCAUAUGAUCAUAUGCAAAUUAAUGAGCGCAGUUAUUAGAACGGUGCUUGAUCGAUCCGAGAUCGAGAUCGAGUUCGAGCUGGAGCUGGAGAUGGACAGAGAAGAAAGAAAAGCAUCCCAAAUUUGGGCCACUGCAUGGGUUAUUCUAAUGAGGAAACCGGGAAAGAGAUGUGUGGGAUUAUCAUAGAUGCACCGCGUAUAAAAGGGCAAUGCAGCUGGAGUGGUCAGGUUAUUCCGAAAGAGAUCAUGGAUCGAAAAGUGACUGCGAUUGGUUUGGUUAUCCUGCAGCUGCUGGGCAGCGGCCUCUGUUUCCAGGAGAAGGCUCCGCUGCAGACGAGCCUGGUCACCGGGCAGGCCAGGACCGAUAAGCAGCAACAGGUCCUGGACGAUCCGCUGGGAAGUGGACGGGGGAUUGACGAGCACCUGCUGAAGACCAUUGGUAAGGGCGGGAUCAAGCUGGUGAUGGCCUCGGGAGCCCCGACGACCACCCCGAAACCGUCAGUACAACACCAUUACUAUUAUCCACCAGAGGAUCAGCAGCACCCACGGCAGUAUGGCUAUCCACCGCACUGGUCGCCAGGACCGCCCGCUUAUCCGCCGCCACCGCAGCGUCCUUGGGGGCCACCACCUCCGCCCGGACCACCGCCGCCAGGACCUCCUCCUCCUCCGGGGCCCUACUACAAUCCCUACUACAAUGGCUACAACUACUACGGCGGAUAUGGCGGCUAUGGAUUUGGGGGCUUUGGCUAUCCCGGCUUUGGAGGCUAUCCUGGCUAUCCCUACUAUCCCUUCUAUCGCUCCUCGACGGCUGGCGAGGUCGAUAACCAACUCCCCGGUGCCGAUGGACUCACUUCCCAGGGCAGGGCCGUGCUGUCCCACCAGAACUUCCUCGACGGCAGGAACAACGCCAACGUUGUGCCGCUUUAUCACCUACUCCAAAUGGCCAGGGCCUGAAGUACUGUAAUCCAAUCCUUGAAUAAAACUGAAUAAAUUGUGUA